GUUAGGUCUUGAAUCAGAUAAUGGGUUGGUUUAGAAUGGUUCUCUUCCUUGUAGUAUGAUGCUUUGUAAUCUUUUCCCUUAUCAAUGAAGCACAAGUUUCUUUAAAAAAAAAUAUAUAUGUAAUGAAUAGUCCUACCACACCACGGUAGAUUUGAAAACUUAGUGAAAUUAUCCACAAACGAUGAUUCGAAAAAAAAAAAAAAUGAGUCACCAAAGUUGAAAGUUCACUUCACAGUUCACACGUUGAUUUUUGCAAUAAUAGUAUUUGCGUUAGGAAUCUGACAAAUAAUAAAAUUGAGAUUUGAGAUUUGCGUUUGGCUAAUGUCAAACAGAUCUACAACAACCAAACUAACCUCAUUUCCCCUCCAUUACUCCUCUCUCCUCUUUUAGUCCAAAUCGUCAACUUCCAUUCUCUCUCUUUCUCUGCACAAUUGGGUUUGGAACGAGGGAGAUUCUCUCUCUCUAACAAAUCUGGAGAAAUACUGAAACUCCCGAAAUGGGUAAAGGGUCUUUGAUCAUAUACAUAACCAUAGCAUUGGCGGUGCUCUUGCUGGUUUCUCGAGCUCCAAGGAAAUCCUCCUCCCACCACCGCCAUCGCCGCCUCAAACUCCGCUCCAAUUUCACAUUCGCUCCUCCCACUCUUCCCCACCACCAACAACAGCAUUCUGCUGCUGCCCACCACGAGCCCGUUCCCUUUGAUCCCCUCGUAGCCGACCUCGAGCGCCGCCGUGAGGACAGGGAGUGGGAGAAGCAGUACAUCGAGCAUACUCACCCGGAAUUAGCUCACCACGAGCCUGCCCCGGGGGAGGAGUACAUGAACGCCGAGGACUACUUAAACGAUGAGGAGAAGUUCAAUGUGACCAAUCGGUUGUUGGUCUUGUUCCCCAAGGUGGAUGUGGACCCUGUGGAUGGGUUCGUUACCCUCGACGAGUUGACUGAGUGGAACCUCAAGCAGACCCAGACUGAAGUGUUGCAUAGGACCAAGAGGGAAAUGGAGCUUCAUGACAAGAACCAUGAUGGGCUUGUUUCUUUUGCUGAGUAUGAUCCCCCCAGCUGGGCUCGCAAUACAGAUAAUGGCUCUUUCGGCUAUGAAAUGGGUUGGUGGAAAGAAGAGCAUUUUAAUGCAUCAGAUGCAGAUGGUGAUGGUCUUUUAAAUAUUACAGAGUUCAAUGACUUUCUGCACCCAGCUGACAGCAAGAAUUCAAAGUUACUUCAAUGGUUGUGCAAGGAGGAAGUAAGAGAAAGAGAUACUGAUAAAGAUGGAAAGGUUAACUUCAAAGAAUUUUUCCACGGGCUCUUUGAUAUGGUGAGAAACUAUGACGACGAAAGUCAUAACGUUACACAUCAUUCCGAUGAUGAUUCAAUGGAGGCCCCAGCUAAAGUAUUGUUUGCUCAACUUGACAAAGAUGGUGAUGGAUAUGUGUCAGACAUAGAGUUGCUACCUGUUAUUGGGAAGCUACAUCCAUCAGAACGUUAUUAUGCAAAACAGCAAGCAGAUUACGUGUUAACUCAGGCAGAUACUGAUAAAGAUGGGCGCCUGACUUUGACAGAGAUGAUUGAGAACCCUUAUGUUUUCUACAGUGCUAUUUUCAACGACGAUGAAGAUGACUAUGAGUAUCAUGACGAGUUCCGUUAAUUUAAUGUUAGGGUUCCAAAACGACAUUGACUAGAUACAAUUUUACUCAUGCAAUACAGAAUUGAGCAGCACUGCAAAUUUCAACAGUAUCAUGAGUGGGUUUCAUGAUGGGGUUGCCACAUGCCAUAACUAAUUGAGAAAUAUUUACAAUUAAAUUAGCUGCCACUUACUAAUUGUUUCUUGGUGGCAAUCUGAGGGAGUGGUCUCUAUUAAGAGACUUUUACAUUUUGGCAAAGCAACAUUUGAUAGAACUUUCUAACUUUUCUAAUCUUCAUAUUUGUCUAGCUGUCAUACAUGUACCAUGUAAUAUAUAUAUCAGAAUUGUUCAGAGUGGAACAAUGUAGUUUCUUGAGGCCUCCAGUUUUCUUGGUUUCUGAUAGAUUACCUUUUCUGUAUGUGUUUCUGAUAACUCUGGGUUAGGUUUGCCCUUAUAUAAAUAUUCAUCCAGUUUCAAAA
This is a messenger RNA of Cannabis sativa, 2092 nucleotides long. RefSeq lists its product as uncharacterized. Bases 497 to 1636 code for a protein of 379 amino acids. NCBI's taxonomy places the organism in Eukaryota, Viridiplantae, Streptophyta, Magnoliopsida, Rosales, Cannabaceae. The transcript is spliced from 7 exons. Gene Ontology annotation, molecular function: calcium ion binding. Gene Ontology annotation, cellular component: endoplasmic reticulum. The record is from RefSeq and is a predicted model, not a curated record.